Colletotrichum abscissum is the source of this 1155-nucleotide messenger RNA. RefSeq lists its product as uncharacterized. NCBI's taxonomy places the organism in Eukaryota, Fungi, Ascomycota, Sordariomycetes, Glomerellales, Glomerellaceae. The record is from RefSeq and is a predicted model, not a curated record. The transcript has 2 exons. The coding region runs from base 1 to 1155 and encodes 384 amino acids.
AUGCCUCAAACUCCGGGACACUCGCGCAACCAUUCGGGCGUUGACGGCUCGUACCAGUACAACAGCGUCAACUCCUCCCCUCAGAAUAGACGAACAUCCAGGUCCUCCGCCGAUCCCGCAACGCCCUUGCGCAGCAGCUUCAACAACCAAGACGCCCUGGAUAUCUCAUAUGCGAGCGGAGGCAUGGACGGAGGCAACGGGCUAGGCAAUCUUGCAGAUGAACUGGCCGACGCCUUCUCCGACUCUGGAGACGAAGGAGAGUACUACGAGGAAGAGACAAACAACGACGAGAACAACGGAAGUGGGACACCAAACAUUAAUGUUGAAGAAGCCACCUUUGAAGGAAUAAGGGACAGCGGGGUCGACGUUGCAAGUCUCGGCGAAGCCGGCGGCAAGGGAAAGAACUUCAAUCUGGGGCCACCACCAGCCGCUCAACGCGGUCAUCGACGGAGCGGGAGUGAAUAUGACGGAAGCGAAUAUGGAUCCGAGUCUGACCUUGACUCCCCCGGCAUGCUGCCCAGUCUCGUUGCCAAGAUGGAUGCCGUCGAGUCUUUGGCGAGGAGGGGUACUGAGAGUAAUGGAGGACCUACGGAUGGUGUCUUCAGCCGGGUAACGGAGGGCUUGAGAGACUUGGGCUCGCAAGCCGGCGUCGAGGGCAGUGCGACAAGGCAAGUUCAAGACGGUUCACCCGCAACCCGGCAACUACACAACUUGACCUUCCCGCUCCUUUCUCCACUCGUGCCACCGCCGGACUCGGAGACCAUCGAUGAGCUGCUACCCCUUUUGAUUGAGCUAUCCGAAUCGAUGCCGCGACCAACAACGAAAGCCUACGACUCCCUCACAGCCCUCCACACCCUCACCUCGGACCUCGUCCAGAGCCUCAACUACCUCUCAGACACACUUCACAUGUCCAGGCAAACGACCACAACGGCCACGCGUCGGUUGAAGAGCGCCAAAGAGCUGGUGGCCGAGAUCAAGAGGGAAGAAGAGCUCCGGGAGGAGGGUGAGAGGUGGAUCAACCGAGGUAACUGGAGCGAGAGGUUGGCCAAUCGCGAGUGCGCGGGCGUAUGCGGAGAUGUCGUCGGAGGGUUCGAGGAAGUGUGCAACAGCUGGCGGGCACGCCUGCUGGAGCAAGCCGGCGCUGCACAGGCUUGA